AAAGAUUUUUUUGCGCGAACGGCGAUCAGUUUAGACCGUGAAUCGCGCGCACUUUUGGCUCCGGCGGGUAGUAUUUCCUCUAAGAAUGGAGCCCAAUGAGAAUAGCGUGAAGCAAUUGGCGAAUGCGCUGGAGGUAAUGGCGUACGGCGACGCGCCUUCGCGCAAGGAAGCGUCGCAGUGGCUGGCGAACGCGGCGGACCAGCCGGGGAUAGCCGCGCUCUACGUGAGACUGCUGGCCACGGAAAAGUUGCCCGAGCACACCCUGCGCGCGGCGGUGGUGCAGUUCUACAGCCUGAUAAAGAACAGCUGGAAUCCGGAGGAAGAAGCGCCGCACCCCGAGUUGGUGGAGAAGGACAAGGAAGCGGUUAGGGCGAGCAUACUCGAGAUGUUCCUGUCGUGCGGGGACGACAGGAUGAGUCGGUGCUUGUGCGACGCGAUAGGGGUGAUCGCUCGCGACGAUUAUGUGUACAAGUGGCCCGAGUUGUUGCCGAAGUUGAGGGGCGUGCUGUGCGCGGAGGACAAGGUCGUCAGGAGGAAGGCGCUGAGGGUGCUGCACCAGGUCUGCAAGCUGUACCGCGGCCAGUCCAUCGGGAACGAGGUGGUGAUGAGGAUGCUGAAGGUGUUGGAGAACGUUGCCGACAGGGUCAGGGAGAUGUUCGCCGCGUGCGCAUCGAGGUUGGAGAGGGUCGGCGACGACGAGGCGGCGCUGGAGGAAGAGUUGGGCGAGCUGAAGUUGUUGUUGGAGGUCUUUUACUCCUUGAACGGCGUCGACUUGCCCAAGGAGUUUUCCGAGUACAUGGACUUUUGGAUGGGCGAACACCACCGCUACAUAUCCAUGGACUGUCAGUACGAGAGGCUGGUCCUGCGCGACGACGGCCAGAGCCCGGGCGUGCUGACUAGGGUGAAGAGGGCGGCGGUGAGGAACAUGUCGAUGUACCUGAGGAAGUACGAGGACGACUUCGAAGAGUACAUACAGGCGUUCGCGCAGGACGCGUGGAAGCUGCUAGAGUGGGUGGAGGGGCGCGGGGGAAAGAAGAAGGAAUGGGCGGAUUCGUUGGUCAUGGCCUCCAUAGAGUACCUGACGCGGGCUUCUCAGUCGUCCAAGCACGCGAUGUUCGCGGACAUGUCCACGCUGAGGGGGCUGUGCGUCGGCGUGGUGGUGCCGAACGUGUCCAUGUCGGCCGAACUUUACGAAAACUUCGAGGGCGACCCGCUGCACUACAUCGAGAUGGACAUGAAGGGCGCCGACACGCUGACGAGAAGGCACGCCGCGAUGGACCUGGUGUUGGGGCUGAGGAAGCACUAUGAGUCCCAAGUGACGGAAAUCGCGCUUUCGCUGAUACAGGAUAUGUUGAAGGAGUACGAGCAGAAUCCAGAAAAGUCCUGGAUUUCCAAGGACAGCGCGAUAUACCUCAUCACGGCCAUUUCCGCCAUAUCAAGAAACUAUAUAAAAGGUGUUUUGACCAUCAAUCCGUUGGUUCCCUUGAAUCCUUUCUUUCACCAGUACAUUUUGCCCGAACUCCAACAGGACCGCUGUCUUGCGACCCCCGUCGUCAAGGCCGACUGUCUGAGAUUCGUGGUCGUCUUUUGGAGACACUUAUCUAUAGACUGGCGGGACUCGAUGAUCCCGCUCAUCCUGAACUGUCUCAAGAGCCAGCACGUGCCGGUCGUGAGCUACGCGUCCAUAAUUCUAGACGCCAUCGCCACCUCUAGAGACCCGCAAUCCAGGAUGCACUGCGUCCCCAUCGACGCCGUCUUGCCGCACCUUGAGUCGAUUUUCGGCAACCUCUUCGCCGUCGGCCAGGGAUCCGCCAAGCCGGCUCUCACCGAGAACACCUACGUCGGCUCCGCGAUCGCCCACCUCAUCUCCUACUCCAAGUCGCACGUGGUCCCCUACGCCGUCCAAUGCCUCACCCACCUGACCAACAAGCUCUCCAGGAUCUACCGAAACCCGAUCUACCCGGACUACAUCCAUUACCUCUUCGAGGCCAUCUCCAGCAUCAUCAAGACCCUCGUCGUCACGGGCAACGCGUCCGUCUUCCAGUCCGCCGAGACGCACCUCCUGCCAGCCUUCCUCGUCAUCCUGGGCGAGGACAUCAUGGACCUCACGCCCUACGUCUUCCAAAUCGUCGCUCAACUCAUGGAGGCCAAGCGGAACUCCCCGGACGCCCUCCUCACCCAGUACGGCAACUACUUCCCCCAAUUCACCUCGCCCACCUUCUGGGAGCGCGUCGGCAACAUUCCCGCCCUCACCAGACUCCUCGUCGACUACAUCCACUUCGUGCCCGCCUUCGUCGCCGAACCGACCCGCCUCAGCGCCGUGCUGGGCAUCUUCAACAGACUGCAAAAACGGCGCGGCUUCCAGCAGUACAGCUUCCAGCUCGUCCAAGCCAUCUUCGUGUACAUGGACCAGGCGUCCUGGAACUAUCACGCACUCAAAAUAUACCACCUGCUCCUCGACAACCUGGGCAACAACCACCACCGCAUCUCGUACGUGCACCCGUUCAUCUCGUUCGUAUCGUGUCUGUUCUACGCGAAGGGCGCCUCCUUCGUGCUGGAGCCCCUCGAACUCGUCAGAAAGGACUCCUCUCAACUCGUCAUCAACCUCUUCGUCGAGUCCCUCCCGACCAUGCCCUAUCGCUACUACCACGACGUGGCCAUCGGCACCGUCGCCUUCCUCUCCGACCCCAUCUCUGUGUCCCACUACGAGCCGUCGUGGCUCCCGCUCCUCUGCUCGGUCAUAUCCAUGCUCACGGCCUGCAAACUCGCGAAACUCGAAGACGAGAAGCUCGGGUUCCAAGAAGCCUGGACCGGCGAAUUCUCGAAACUUUCCUCCUCCGACUCCCCCAUCCACUGUCCGAUCCCCCCGGAACUCGACGAGUGCGUCUACAUCUCCAACCAGCUGAAACAACUCGCCUCCUCGAACCAACUCCUCGCCUCGAAAAUUCAAAGCAUCUACUCCACAGACCUGUCCGCGGGACUCCAGGAAAUCAUGACGAAUAGAGCCUAGUCUUCCUCCCCCGACCUCGGGAAACGCCCCCCCCCCCCGGGACCACCUCGC
Schistocerca gregaria is the source of this 3061-nucleotide messenger RNA. Its product is annotated as exportin-2-like. NCBI's taxonomy places the organism in Eukaryota, Metazoa, Arthropoda, Insecta, Orthoptera, Acrididae. The transcript is spliced from 3 exons. Bases 86 to 3010 code for a protein of 974 amino acids. Gene Ontology annotation, cellular component: cytosol; nuclear envelope. Gene Ontology annotation, biological process: protein import into nucleus; protein export from nucleus. Gene Ontology annotation, molecular function: small GTPase binding; nuclear export signal receptor activity. The record is from RefSeq and is a predicted model, not a curated record.